Molecule: messenger RNA, 1109 nt
Organism: Leptosomus discolor (cuckoo roller)
Lineage: Eukaryota; Metazoa; Chordata; Aves; Leptosomiformes; Leptosomidae
Source: RefSeq, a predicted model, not a curated record
GGCUAAAGGCUUCUCUCCAGAGGCUGCAGCUGGAGUACGUGGAUGUCGUCUUCGCCAACCGGCCAGACAAUAAUACCCCCAUGGAAGAAAUUGUCCGAGCGAUGACGCACGUGAUAAAUCAAGGCAUGGCGAUGUACUGGGGCACGUCACGCUGGAGCGCAAUGGAGAUCAUGGAAGCCUACUCCGUAGCCAGGCAGUUUAACAUGAUACCGCCCGUGUGUGAACAAGCUGAGUACCACCUUUUCCAAAGAGAGAAAGUGGAGGUUCAACUGCCGGAAUUAUACCACAAAAUAGGGGUCGGAGCAAUGACGUGGUCUCCACUAGCCUGCGGGAUCAUCUCAGGGAAAUACGGCAACGGGGUCCCUGAAAGCUCGAGGGCGGCGCUCAAGUGCUACCAGUGGCUGAAAGAGAAGAUCGUGAGCGAGGAAGGCAGAAAGCAGCAGGGGAAGCUGAAGGACCUGUCGCCCAUCGCCGAGCGCCUGGGCUGCACGCUGCCGCAGCUGGCCGUCGCGUGGUGCCUGAGAAACGAGGGGGUGAGCUCCGUUCUUCUCGGAUCUUCCAACCCGGAGCAGCUGAUAGAGAACCUCGGAGCCAUACAGGUCCUUCCAAAGAUGACAUCCCAUAUUGUAAACGAAAUAGAUAAUAUUCUGGGAAAUAAGCCCUACAGCAAGAAGGACUACAGAUCAUAAUGCAAUGCAUGAAUUCCCCGGACUGCAUGGUUUAAAAAGUGCUCUGUACAGAAGUACAGCCCCGAGUCAAUAACCGGUCAUGAGAAUCAUUCAGCAGCUUGCUGCUCGGUGUCUACUGUCACUGGAUCCUUUGAGAUGUGUGCUGUUGCUACUAAUUUGCAGUGAAAUUUAAAAGCACAGUUGAUCUCUCUUCUAACCAAGGAUAACCUUGUAUUUUCUUACAUUUGACUGAAUUCAUCAAUUUUUACUUUACUCUUAGCACCUCAUGCUUGUGCUGUGAAAAACACUUGUAAAGCAAAAAAUAAUUUAUAACCUUCAGGUACUUGGUAAUUAAAGAAGGAUGUACAGAUCUAUUUUUUCAAUGAAGAAAAGCCAGAUACAACUUUAGGUUUUAAUAAAACCACAUUUGGGAAAUCUCAA